UGGUUUAAAGGAUAGUGUGCAAAGAUUGGUAAAGACUUACAAUGACAAUUAAUUAGUUUCUGGAGUUUUGGGUUAGUUUGAAUCAGGGUCUAAACAUGCCCGAGCAGACUUUUUUAGUAUAUGAACUAUAGUACCACUGCCAUUUUAGUGGGUGUCUCCGUGUAAAUCCUGCCGAAAACGCAUGCUAGGCACUGGUUUCUGCAGCGGUGUGAGUGGAUGGGUGUUCUCUGGGUCUCGUCUUUCACGGGUGACGUCACAGCGGAGUUGAUGGCGUCAUUGCGCGUCCCGGCGGAGCGUCUAGAGCGCGUUGACGGAUCGCAGCAGCAGCGAAGGCCGACGCGACCGUGGCUCCGGCGGCCGGGAUCGAGCGACGCCAAGCCGGACACCGAGCGAGGAGAACAUGCAGGCUGUAGCGGAGGAGCUGCGGGCAGGCUCCCGGAUCCCGGUGACCGUCGAGCAGAUCGUCAACGACACGCUGGUGGUGACGCUCACGUACCGCGAGAGGAGCUACACGGGCAUCCUGCUGGACUGCAGCAGAAAGACUGGGCUGUUUUGCCUUCCAGACGUUGUUGGAAAAUCCGAAGAGAGCCUCAUAUUGAGACCGGACUGUGAAGUCUCGAGUGAAGAGGCUUCCUCUAAACCCGUUAGUCAGCUGACGCAGCAACCAAAAGAUGAGAACACGGAGCCUGAGGUGGCUCCUCCGCUCGCUCCCGUACCUAUCCCGGUGCAACCGGGCCAGCCCACAUAUCCGCCGUACUUUGAAGGCGCCCCGUUUCCGCAGCCCAUGUGGGUCCGGCACACAUACAACCAGUGGGUACCGCAACCGCCGCCACAUCCAAUCAAGAGGAAGAAGAGACGAAGUCGAGAACCUGGAAGGAUGACCAUGAGCACAAUCCGACUGAGACCUCGGCAGGUGCUGUGCGAGAAAUGCAAAAACACACUAAACAGUGAUGAGGACAGCAAAGAUGGACCAACGGUGACCAAGACAUCUAGGAAGGAGAACGCGCCUCAAGCCGACGAGGAGGACACUAAAUCAACCCCAGCCAAGAGGAAGGACGACGGAGACAACAACAACAAAGAGUCAAAGAGACGAGAGGAAUCGACGGUCUAUGACACCAAGUGCUUCCGGAAGGACAAGAAGGACAAUGAGAAGUUUCCCAAAGGGGACAUCAUUCCCCAUAGUCCCGUGAUUAAGAUCUCUUAUAGCACUCCACAAGGUAAAGGCGAAGUGAUGAAGAUCCCCUCGAGGGUUCACGGUUCUGUCAAACCCUUCUGUCCGAAGCAGCUGUUACAGAACGGCCACGGAGAACGAGACGCUUCCAAGGAAUCCCAGAAAGUCGUGCAACCUCCGGUAGACGCCAUCCGAACGGAUCUUACCAUUUCCAUUCCCAAACUCAAGCUCCCAAAGUUGAGUAAUCCGGAUGCCCCUUCGCCCAAGAUACGAUUGAGAUCCCGGGCCGACGGAGCGGAGCAGGUGUCCGCUUACGAGGCAGAACUAGUGGAUGGCGUUCGGAGGAAAAGUCCUAGAGUUCCCAGCUCUCAGUCUGAAGAUGGUGCGGAGAAGAAUUCGCUAGAGCUUUGGUCAGGCGAGGAAGUGGAACGGCACGGAGACUUGACUUUACUCAUCAACUUCCGGAAGAGGAAAGCGGACUCGUCGAGCCUCUCCGUGUGCAGCAGUGACAGUCUAGAUGAGUCCAAGUCUUUCAGCUCCGACGGAACGUCGCCGGAAAUCUGCGACCUCGCUCCAGGCGACGAUAUCGCAGUCUCGUCUUCCUCUCAAGGGGAAAGUAAGACUGUUCUGCCUCUCACCGUACGACUGCACACUCGCAGCAUGACUAAAUGCGUGACCGAGGAAGGUCACGCCGUAACAGUGGGUGAUGUUGUUUGGGGGAAGAUCCACGGAUUUCCUUGGUGGCCGGCGCGGAUACUCAGUAUUAGCGGUACUCGUAGAGAAGAAGGUGAGGUCCAUGCUCCCUGGCCCGAAGUUAAAGUCUCCUGGUUCGGUUCUCCCACCACCUCCCAACUCUCGGUUGCCAAACUCUCGCCGUUCCUCGAAUUCUUCAGGUCACGCUUCAACCGCAAAAAGAAAGGGAUGUACCGCCGUGCCAUCAUGGAGGCCGCCAAGGCGGUGGGACACAUGAGUGCCGAAAUCACAUCUCUACUGGCUCACUGCGAAACUUAGAGGACGAGGACGGUAGUGGACUGGCUGUUAUUCAGGGUUUUGCAGGCGCCCCCAGAUGAUGGUGAUGUCCCCAGAGCGUCUUCAUUUGCCACGGAUAUCACGAGGGAAGGUGCUUUAUUUCCCUCCACAUGUGGCUGUUGGAAGAAAAUGCAAUGAGCGGACUGUGUUUGAGGGGCCACGAGGAGAAUGUGGGAACAAUUCCCCCGUUUGUCUCUCCAUCUUUUGUUUGUUUGUUUUUUAGGACGUACAUGAUAUUAGAACAAGUAGCUUGACACUAAAUCCGAAUGUAUUUAUUCACGAAAAAAACACUCGACUGGUGACUGGCCUCCUGUAAGAUCACACUGCUGCUGUUUCUUAUGACUCUUACGUCUGUUUUGGAUCUGAUCCGAACGGACUGACAAAUAUCCGUAUUAUAAUACAAAACGACAAGUCUUACUGUGUCUGUUUCUUCAGAUUAUGAAAAUGUGAAAUUCCUUUUUGCAUCAUGUAGGUCUUACACCAUGCAGUAUGUCAGUUUGUCCGUCGCUUCACUUUCUCUGUCCUCUCCCAGAAAUAUAUCUCUCGUAUGUCUCUCCAUCCUCGUUUUCACUCUUGAUUAUGUGAUGUUUUGCUUUAAUUAUUUAAUGUGUCACGUUAAGAGAAGCACUUUAUCCGUACCUUGGUGGCCUGCUGUGAACUCUAACUCGAGUUUGCAGACUCUCGGAGGAGCCAACCCAUCACUUUUGAAGUGAUUUUUAAUUUUUGUGAUGGAGAUUUCGAUUAAAGGAUGCGUUCAGGAAGUUGUGUACACUGUAUUCUCGCGUUUAGCCCGGUUUACGUUGCUUUCCUCCUUAUGAAAUGUUCCACUGGAGAUCUGGAGAGAACUGUACGCUCCUAUGCACCGUCUCUUUUAUUAAAGCAUAAAAAGCAGCGUGUUGGUGAUCAUGUGUUUGCUGAGUGAGUGCAGGCGUACAUGGGCUUGAUUAUCUGUGUGUCUGCUGGGACGUGGGACGUCCAGACGGCUGGCUGACCUGCGGGACUCGAGCGUUUCAAGAGCUGCACAGGUUUGGGUGCGUUUUUCCAGCUGGACUUUCUGCGGGCGUCGAGCACUUUAUAUCUGCCGCUGCUCGACACGGUGGAGUUUUUUAAAUGUGCUGUAAAUAGAAUAAAAUAUAAAAGCAAUGUCCUUUCUUGCAAUGUUCUUUUGCACGUGUGGUUUAGUUUCCAGACACCGUGAGGUAAUGAGGCGCUCGCUGACCUCUCGUCUGCCAUUUGCUAUCAAACCCGAUGCCAAAGUUUGUGCCUUUGUGUUAAAUGUGAAAGCGUGUUGACCGCCGCAGCAGCUCAUUGGGUGCAUUUGUUGAGGCUCAAAUAAGUCGCUUACGUUCACAAACAUCAUGUACUUUACUGUUUGACUUGAAUGAGAAGGAAACCUCAAAUAGACAGUGUCCUACUCCACUUUAGAGUUUCAUACGGCCCGUUAAACAUUCGAUUGGCUGCAUUUAACCUUUCAUUUCACUGGUAGAUUGACCAUUUAAAAAGCUGAAGGAAGAUGAGUUUUUCCGUUUAUAAAAACGUUGCAGUGAUUGUGUUGCGAAAGACUGAUCUGCUUUGUGCUGUUAUCAAACCUACUUAACAUUAACACCUCCUGCAAUAGUCUAGACCUGUGUUUACACUUCUGCUCUGUAAGUUCACUGGACUUCACCCACACACAGA
Messenger RNA from Sinocyclocheilus anshuiensis, 3877 nucleotides. It is a transcript of the gene pwwp2b, whose product is annotated as PWWP domain containing 2B. The record is from RefSeq and is a predicted model, not a curated record. The coding region runs from base 401 to 2182 and encodes 593 amino acids. NCBI's taxonomy places the organism in Eukaryota, Metazoa, Chordata, Actinopteri, Cypriniformes, Cyprinidae. Gene Ontology annotation, molecular function: chromatin binding. The transcript has 3 exons. Gene Ontology annotation, cellular component: chromocenter; nucleus.